Molecule: messenger RNA, 846 nt
Organism: Striga hermonthica
Lineage: Eukaryota; Viridiplantae; Streptophyta; Magnoliopsida; Lamiales; Orobanchaceae
Source: the annotation of a GenBank genome assembly
AUGGAUGAAGUUGGACAACGAGAAAACAAGAGACACAGGAUUGAUUGCUACAAAUCAACCCCGUAUCAGCCAAAGGAACAGUACGCAUUCACGAGGAUCAUCAUGCUCUGUGACGAAAGGGACGCAGCUUUCAAGGAACGCGAUCGAGCCCUUGCCGAAAAAAAAGCUGCCUUGGACGAGCGGGACACUGCAUUCCAGCAGCGCGACUCGGCACUUGCCGAACGGGACAGUGCCAUCCGUGAACGGGACAAUGCCAUUGCUGCCCUCCAAUUCCACGAGACCACUUUCACUACCGUAUUCAACACCAUCGGUGCACGCGGCCUGAGAGAAAAGCCCAUAACUGAUGCAGCCCGGCUUUCAAUCGUCCCGUUCCAAGGCCCGAAGCCCAGGACCAGGCCCAAAACGAACAAGAAGAGCUUGGGGAAGUCAACUGGUCCACUGAAAAAGUCGAGGAAAAUGGGCGAGGACCUGAACCGGCAAGUCACCUCUGACUGGUCAAAGGCCGAAUGGGAUGCUAAGGUGUUCGGCCCGGUUGAGCCGAUACCGUUUGACGAAUCGACCAUGCCCCCGCCGGUCUGCUCGUGCACCGGUGUCCCGAGGCAGUGCUACAAGUGGGGAAACGGGGGCUGGCAGUCGGCUUGCUGCACGACCUCCCUGUCAGUUUAUCCCCUGCCCCAGAUGCCGAACAAGAAGCACUCGAGGAUGGGCGGCCGAAAAAUGAGCGCGGGUGUUUUUAGCCGGCUGCUGACGAGGCUGUCCUCGGCCGGGCAUGACUUGUCGGUCGCUGUGGACCUCAGGAGCUACUGGGCUAAACAUGGUACGAAUCGUUAUAUUACUAUAAAGUAA